AUGAUGAAAGGAGAGGCGGAGAAGGAGAAUGCAAUGAUUUUGCCAGUCAAAAAGGUUCCCUUUACCAGUCGCAAAAGUCUAACCACUCCCAUGAGUAAAUUAAUACGUCGUCUGAGUGGAAUACCCUCGGAAAGCAGUACUCCUGAACCGCUACGAAAGGCGAGACUAUCGUUUCAAACCUGGAAACGUCGAAAAUCUGUUAGUCAGGAAAGGAAAGAAGAGGCUGAUGGUAGGGAGAAGCACGAGCCCGUGGUGCUUCCAUCACUGAUUGCAAGCACUCCUACGGGUCAGCCAUUACUGACCCUGAAAAGAGCUCCCAUUGCUGAGACUGAAGAGGUAAAUCUACCGGAUGUAAAGAAGCCUAGACUUAUUGUUACGGCUGCUCGAAGAUUAUCCGCUUUAUCCGCUAGACCUAUACGGGGCAACCACCGCCUCCGAAGCAAGAGAGUGACUGAUAUUUUGUCUCCAUCCGAAACAAUCAAUGGGGUUCGCUAUUCUAAUACCAGUGAUUCGAAACGAUCGCGCAGUGCACAGCUCGGAGUAAACUACCUGCCUUCAACCGAUGCCAUCUUUGAUGAAUAUUCUUUUGGAAUGAGCAUUGAAGACAGCGCUAGUGUGUCUCGUAAAAACGUAGUGUCAGAACUACCCAUACAACCAGUGUCGACUAGUGAGUUCAACGGUAACGCUGGAACUUCAUCUCCAAGCUUGGGUCUAACUUCACUGUCUCCGGAACCCUUAACUCCUUCCAAUUUCCCUAAAUCAAAGGAAAUGGUUCAAAGAGUUGGAAAGACCCUGUUUAAUAAGGAUCCAUAUUCGGGUAUUGAUUACUUGGUAAAACAGGGGAUAUUAUCAUUCGAACCGAGAAUAAUAGCGGAAUUCUUGACCAAGGAAGGUCUGAGUAGGCAAGCAAUUGGCGAGUACUUCGGCAAACUGUCUGAUCCAUUGGCGCUUAAAGUGACAGAGGAGUUCGUCAAUCAUCUAAAUCUGCGUCAUGUGGAGUUGGAUAUCGCCUUGCGACGCCUACUAGAAAAGGUACAUCCAGACGGUGAAUCUCAGAAGAUGGAAUUCCUCUUAGAGGUACUAAAAAAGUGCUACAUUGAACAGAAUCAGGAAAAGGUUGAAAGGGAGUUUCACGACCCAGAAACCAUUGGAGUUCUUGCUUAUUCUAUCAUGCUCCUUCAUACCACCUUCUAUAAUCGAAGUGCGCGCAAGUACGGCAAACCUAUGACGAAGAUUGAGUUUAUCAACAACAAUCGUGGCAUUGAUAAUGGCCGAGAUAUCUCUGCGAAACGCCUUGAAGCUAUCUACGACAGGAUUGCAGAGAAUGAAUUUAGGACUCUGCCUGAUCCAAUUGACCGUCUCCGAAGGGUCGAUAGGCUCUUCACAGGUCCUUUGAAACCGGAGAAACUUGUUCAACGUUAUCGUCGAUUCAUAGCUUGGUUUUCCGCUUUGGAGGUUAAUGACUUUACUGCUCGAAAACCGCUCAUCUCCCGACCUACCUCACUAAUUCGAUGCUUCUUUAUGUUCAACGAUCUUCUGGUAAUUACCAAACCACUUGGCAUGAACCGUGCUAACGCAGUAGAUGACCUCCUUGCUAGUGGAAGUCACCGGUCACGGUCGAUUGAUCGAAUGAUUAAUAGGGUUGGCAGUCCAGCUCCUUUAACAGUGAUAAGUCCUCCGAAUACGAACUUUGUUUUAGAAACACCAAGCUGUCAAAAGUGGGGUUCAAGAGCUAAUGAUAUUCAACUGCAUUGUUAUUAUUCUACAGAAGUACCACCCAACGCCCUAUUCCUUGUUCGACAGACCAUCCCUCUCAUCGACAUAAAGGUGCUCAACUUUGAAUGUGAAUAUUACAAGUAUGGCGUCCAGUUGUGCGAUGAGUUCAACGUACUUAUCAGCUUCAGUUUGCCAUCAAGUCACAUUCGUAAAAAAAUAAUCGAUCUUUUGCACAAAGGGAUUUGGGAGACGAAAGAGAUGAUGAAUUUCACCACUGGCGAAAGUCGACUACCGCUCAUUUCUCCAGAGUCAAAUGUAUCUACUUCGAGUAACCUGGGCUUUUCUUAA
Molecule: messenger RNA, 2064 nt
Organism: Echinococcus granulosus
Lineage: Eukaryota; Metazoa; Platyhelminthes; Cestoda; Cyclophyllidea; Taeniidae
Product: IQ motif and SEC7 domain-containing protein
Exons: 4
Coding region: 1-2064 (687 amino acids)
Biological process (GO): regulation of ARF protein signal transduction
Molecular function (GO): guanyl-nucleotide exchange factor activity
Source: RefSeq, a predicted model, not a curated record